Molecule: messenger RNA, 2019 nt
Organism: Seminavis robusta
Lineage: Eukaryota; Bacillariophyta; Bacillariophyceae; Naviculales; Naviculaceae
Source: the annotation of a GenBank genome assembly
AUGGAGCAUGACGCCGAGCAAGGAGCAUCAGCAGUCGGCCCUUCAAAUCCGUCAGGUGUAGACUCUAUUGCCGACAACCCCGCCCCAGAAGGACCAACGACGUUGCAGCAAGCAUUGGAGACUGACAACAUCGAAGAGAACCCUGAUAUCAGCAACGAGGAACGAUGGUCGCUGAUUUGGACGUUACUGAUCAUCUACUCGGCGUAUAAUGCCGUUGUGGGGUUCUUCGUGUCGCUUGGGGGAUUUCUCGCCAAUAUGAUUUUUUACAUUGUUGUUGUUGGACCCACUUCCAGUUGUUCCCAAGCCGACAAACUAUUCAUCUUGUCCACUGUGAUUUUUGGGAUUAACUUGUGCGACAUGACACUGGGGUGUUGCACGGUGGGAUACAGUUGGUUCCUGAAAAGGUCUCCUGCUGCUGGUCCACAACAACAACAAGCCAACAGCGACAGCAGUGAAAAUCGAAACAUCUUGCCUCAUAUCCGCAACAGCAUCAUCAUUUGCACAGUGCAACUGUUCCUUUCCUUGUCAGGCAUUGUAAUUGCCAUUGUGGGGUUGGUGCAAAAUGCCAGUGCAUGCGCCGGAUCGGGCGCUGGCAUGGCAUUUAACAUCUUGCUGUUUUUAGACUCGGGAUGGGAACUCUUCAUCUGGAUUGGAGCCUACUACGUAUUGCACGACAAAGCAUUCCAACAGGAAUUCAUCAAAAGCCACUCAGAACCCCACCUAUUCGACAAUAUCACCUUUGACUUCCCUGGUUGGUCCAAGAUACAGUAUUUGACAUAUGACGCGGUCAUUGCUCUUGGUAUCACGGCGUGCGAGACUUCUGGUUUGUUCACCGGAACUGAAUUCUACGACAACUUGCUGAAAAUUGACUUUGAGGGUUUGUCAGGUAGAGUUCAGUUAGACAGCAAAGCAGGGAACCGGCGUGGGGGUGGUCUCGAGUUUGAGAUUAUCAAUGUAGUUAUCUCAGAUCAAACAAGUGCUCACCCGGACAAUGGAUCGAUUUCAUUCACUCGGAAUGCCACUGCUUUGGUCACAUUUCAACCAGAGACACACCAAGGCAAUGUAGAAUUGCUACAGCCUUUCCUCUACAAUGACAACACAACAAAGCCACCUCCCGUGUUGCCACAACUGGAAGAAAAAAUGAACCUGAUUCCAGAGCCGGUCUUGGUAUUUGGAUUUUGUCUGGCAGGAAUUAUUAUCCUCCAAUUGAUUGGAUGGGCUGGAUGGGUUCAUGUCAACAGGCAAAAGCCUGUAGUUUCUGCAGCACAACCACUCUUCUUGACAUUGCUGUGCAUGGGAACAUUCCUGAUGGCAUUGGCAAUCAUCCCUCUUGGCCUCCAAGAACCCAGCACUGGCUUGGAUGCAGCAUGUAUGUCAAUCCCCUGGCUAGUCUGCAUUGGAUUCUGUGUUGCCAUGUCAGCCUUGCUUUCGAAAGCUAUCAGAAUCAACAAACUAAUGAAGUCUGGCACUGCUUUCCGAAGGGUUGUGCUGAAACCAACUGAUGUGAUGCCGCCCUUUCUCACAUUGAUGUGCAUCAAUGUUGCUUUCCUAAUUGCCUGGACAGCUUCGCCAUACAGUUUGUCGUGGCAACGGACCAAAGUCAACAACUAUGACGAGUUUAGGCGACAGGUUGAGUCUGUUGGCAUGUGCCAGCCACAAGGAGACCAAUGGUACCUAUUCUUCUUGCUGCCUUUGACAGCAGUCAAUAUUGUUGCAACUGGCCUUGCCACAUACCAUACAUACAAAGCCAGAGACCUCCCAGUAGAGUUUCGUGAGACCAGGUACUUUGCUCUGUCGAUGAUCACUCUCUCAGAGAUUUGUUUGAUUGGUCUACCAACCAUUGGAGCUGUGGUCGGAAGCCCAACCGGGCUCUACUUGGUGGUUUCUAUUGUCCUGUUUGUAUCCUGCAAUGCCAUCUUGCUCCCGCUGUUUGUUCCCAAGUACCUCUGUCGAAAUGUGACAGCACGAGGGAACCCCAUUCGCAGUAGCAUUGAAGCAUACAACAAAGGACCAGAAUAA